Molecule: messenger RNA, 4302 nt
Organism: Xiphias gladius (swordfish)
Lineage: Eukaryota; Metazoa; Chordata; Actinopteri; Istiophoriformes; Xiphiidae
Gene: unkl
Product: unk like zinc finger
Exons: 16
Coding region: 7-2466 (819 amino acids)
Molecular function (GO): metal ion binding
Source: RefSeq, a predicted model, not a curated record
CUGAAAAUGCCGUCGGUUUCGAAAACGGCGGCUAAUGCGUCUCCUCAAACCGAGAAACCUACCCACUAUACAUACUUGAAGGAGUUCAGGACAGAGCAGUGCCCGUUGUUCCUCCAGCACAAGUGUACCCAGCACAGACCCUUUACGUGCUUUCAUUGGCAUUUUCUCAACCAGCGGCGAAGACGACCCAUCAGAAGGAGAGACGGCACUUUCAACUACAGCCCCGACGUGUACUGCACGAAAUACGACGAGACCACAGGCAUUUGCCCAGAUGGAGACGACUGUCCUUAUUUACACCGGACCACUGGUGACACAGAGCGCAAGUACCAUCUCCGCUAUUACAAGACAGGCACUUGUAUCCAUGAGACAGAUGCUCGAGGGCAUUGUGUGAAGAAUGGCCUCCACUGUGCUUUUGCUCAUGGGCCACAUGAUCUCCGACCUCCAGUCUAUGAUAUCAGAGAGAUCCAAGCACAAGAGGCCCUUCAAAAUGGACAGCUGGGAUCUGGGGAAGGUAUUCCUGAUUUACAGCCUGGUGUAUUAGCCAGCCAAGCUAUGAUCGAGAAAACUCUGACAGAAGACCCUCGGUGGCAAGAUACCAACUUUGUUUUAGCCAAUUAUAAAACAGAUCAGUGUACUAAGCCCCCAAGACUAUGCAGACAGGGCUAUGCUUGCCCCCACUACCACAACAGUAGAGAUCGAAGACGAAAUCCACGAAAGUUCAAAUAUAGGUCAACUCCUUGCCCAAAUGUCAAACAUGGGGAUGAAUGGGGUGAGCCCUCAAAGUGUGACAGUGGAGACAGUUGCCAGUAUUGUCACUCACGAACUGAACAGCAGUUUCACCCAGAGAUCUACAAAUCUACCAAGUGCAAUGAUAUGCGUCAAACUGGAUACUGUCCCAGAGGGCCGUUUUGUGCAUUUGCACAUGUAGAAAGAAUUCCCUCCACAGAGGAGGCCAUGAGUUCAUUGUUAACAGCGAUACAGUCGAGUUCACAGUCCCAGCUGGGCUCUCAGCAGUAUUCGGAGUGUCCGGUCAGUGAGUGGAACAGUGGAGGAAACUCCACCACCAGCGCAACCAGUAGCAACGGACAAGUGGGAAGUGUUUCAUGUUCUAAUAGCUCGACUGUAACGCCAAGCUCAGGAAGCGACAGUUUGUUAUCCCCUGUGGGAUCCAUCAGCAGGCCCAAAUCCUUAACUAAUACUAGUUUAUGUUCAGAGUCAACCACAUCCAGUGUCUCAUCUCUGACGUCUAACUAUCCUAAAGCUCCGGGCUUUGAACGUGAGGAUCAGAUUAAAAACAAGGGUCAGGGGGAUCAAAAAUUGAUGGACCAAGAAAAACAGACACAAAAUACUGUAUUCUCUGCGGUGAACCCUUUGGCAUCAAGCUUUACCUCCAGUAUAACAUCCAGCUUGGCGUCUAGUAUUGGCUCAGAUAGUUCUUCACCCACCACCUUAUCAACAAUGAAUGCAAAAGCCACUCCUUUCUAUCCAGGGAGCAACACGGUGGAGUCUGUCAUAGAUGUAUUUCGCUUUCCCUCAGGAUCCGCUCUGGACCUCAACUUUAGUGACAUUAAUGUUGCAUCUCUUGAUAAGGAGUUAGAGGAGCAAGACAACAGUGUUGGGUUGGCAGGUCAAAGGGUGCUAGGUGGAUCUGCUCCUGUUAACAUUCCCGGCUCCCUGGCAAGAUCGUCCUCUUUUAAUUCCUCGUCAUCACUCUCCACCUCCCCACUAAGCUCCCUGUCCCAGUCCCUGUCGCAAUCCCUCCUGUCUGGGGCAGUACCGCAGCAAAAUCAACCUUCAAAUAUGUUAGCCAAGCAAGAGCAUGGCCUCAUGGGAACACCCACCUCCUCUUCCCAGAACUCUUUGGGCUUAAAUGGAGGAGCCAGCAACAUUUGGGACUUUGUAAGUGGCAGCUUUUCACCGAGUCCAUCUCCAGUUUUCAGCAGCCUAACCUCAACAACCAGCAAUGCUGACCUGGCCCGCCUUUUUAGAGAGCUGGACGAAGCCAAGAGGAAGAUCAAACAAUGGGAGGAGGCCUGGCAUCAGGUCAAACAAGCCUGUGAAGCAUGCCAGAAAGACGCUCAUGAAGCAAAGGAACAAGCAAAAACGGCAGAGGCAGAGCGGCAGCUGGCAGAACAGAAAUGGGAGGAAACAGAGCGCAAGCUGAAAGAGCUCCAAGGGGACUUUGAUGUGCUUUGUCGCACCCCUGGAACACCUCUUCUGCGUAGCUAUGGAGAGCUGGACCAGCUGCCCUUGUCAAAGCUUCACUCAAUCCAGAGUCAGCUGCGUAAUGACCUAGACCUUGUAGACGGGGUAAUAUAUCAGCUUCAGUCAAAGAAAUGUAUAGUUUGCCAAAAGCAUGAUCGUUGCAUUGUUCUGCAGCCUUGCCAACAUUAUGUACUAUGUGAGAACUGUGCACCUAGCAAAACAGAAUGUCCCUACUGUAGAACGAAAAUAUUGAAGUGGUGAUGUACAAUUACUCAAGGUACUAUUUAAAGAAUAAGCCCUCUGAAAAACUACUAAUAGAUAUUACAUUUUCUAAAUAGCAAUGUCUGUUCCAUACAGUGGUUGAAUUCAUUUAGAACAAAAUGAUGUUUGACUGAGAAAACAAAUAGUAUUACAGAUCAGAUUAUGUACAUGGAAUUCAGUCGUUUGCUCAUUUUAUGUGAACAUUACCAGAGCAACCAGACAGCUUGCUGUAUGGAAAGCCAGGCACUCAAAUUAGAAUAUGAAAUGACCUUGCGGUGCCCUUUCUCAAAUCUUCAAUCGUGAUUCAGACGCUCUAAAGGACAUAAAUUUUGUGUCAAGAUAUCUACAUUCGGUUUACACUUGGUUAUAAAUACAUUUUGGCUAAUCAGUGAAGUUGCGCUUUCCCCAAACAAAAUGCAAGUAUGCAUUGCCAACCUGACAUAUUGCUCUUACAGGAAAUACAAAAUUACAGAUAAAUUAAAUAGCAACAGGAACAAUAAACUUGGUUAAAAGCUUAAUACACAAAGAUAGUUUGUGUGAGUUUGUAUUUCUGGCCACGUCUUGCUGGUUAUGGAUUGGUAAUACUUAACACUGCACCUUGGUAUUUGUGUGGAUAAAGCUCUAAUCUCCUGGGGUGGGAUCUUCUCAACUUAAGUCUGCCCAAAGCAAAUUCGAAGGCAUUUCAUCCCCAACUUCUCAGAAAAUCCUGUGGAGAUGUUUAUGAAGCCGGUAAAAGGUUUUAGUAAAUCUCUUCCAUUACAGAUUCUUGUAUAUGAAGAAAGGAAGCUUGUCUUUUUAUAACUUUAAUAGUCAGUCUGAACUGAAAAUGGAUAUAUAUUAGAGUUUUAAAAUACAUAAAAAAGUCCAUCACAUACUGUAAGUCUUAAAGUCAUUCUGACAGUGGAAAAAGUUGAACCAAUUAUGCUUCACUAUAAUAUCAAAGGGAGCUGCCUGCUAGGACCAUGACCUUCACUGGGGAAUGUUAGCAAAAAAAAUUUCUCCUUUAUGGAUCAAUAGAUCAAAUUUUACCAAUUUAUAGCCAAAGCCAUCGCUAAUAUUUUACCAGAGUAACUAGUGUCAGUUCAGGCUGGGAUCUCGAAAUCACUGUGUAAAUGUUAUAAAACACACUGCUGGGAAAAGGUGAGUUCACUUGCGAACUACACCAGUGAUGUUAAACAUAAAAUGGGCAAAACUCAAAGCUGAUUUUUCUUUAAUUAAAGAGGAAUGUAACUAAUACUUAAUUGAGGAAUCGUAUUUUUUUAUUAGCUUAAUUAGUCUCGAAUUCUAGGGGAGAGGAAAAAAGUGUGUACUCACAUCAUUUCACAGAGCAUGGAGCUUCCAAAACUGGCAUGUGUGAAAUGGGGCCCAGGUCCAUAUCUUUGUAUCAGAAAGCACUGCAACGUUUAGAAGCACCACACUCUAAGGACUGUUGAUUCAACACUGUGGAGAGUAAUUAAUGGAAAAGUAUUCAUCUUUUGCCAAAGUGUUGUCCAACACUAGAGACUUAAUCUGCAGACUUGCAAAAUGUUUUACAUCCGAUGAGUAAUUAGUGCUGAACGAAGACCUGCCUGUAAAUCAGAAGCAGUAAAUCAGACCAAAACACAUGAAUAAAUGCUAUCAUUUCGCAGCAUUCCUCUUUAAGUAAAGACACAUUUUGCUAAACCCCCAAAUUUUCAUUAAUAUUUAAUGUAACCAGUCAAGCAUCAUUAUUUUGACCAACUUUCUGAAGAAGUUUGAUUUCUUAUUAAAGCACUUUGUUGACCUGGGACUUUAUUAAAGGGUAUAUAGAAUUUUGCUUUAAGCUGCUUUGUAGGUAUUCCUUUGUGUCUUUUUUUU